Cololabis saira (Pacific saury) is the source of this 890-nucleotide messenger RNA. RefSeq names its product exosome complex component RRP40-like. Gene Ontology annotation, cellular component: nuclear exosome (RNase complex); cytoplasmic exosome (RNase complex). Gene Ontology annotation, molecular function: RNA binding. Lineage: Eukaryota; Metazoa; Chordata; Actinopteri; Beloniformes; Belonidae. The record is from RefSeq and is a predicted model, not a curated record. Gene Ontology annotation, biological process: poly(A)-dependent snoRNA 3'-end processing; TRAMP-dependent tRNA surveillance pathway; U4 snRNA 3'-end processing.
CCAUUGUUGUUCCGGCGCUGGUAGGCAGCAUGUUGUCCAGUCUAACGGCGAAGAUCGGCGAGGUUCUGGUCCCGGGGGAUGAGUUCGGGUUCGAGGCCGAGGACACCAUCUCCCUGGCGGGCAGCAGCGCCCCGCCGGAGCGGGCGGUGUGCGGCCCGGGGCUGCGGCGCAGCGGCGCCCGGCUGCUGGUGUGCAAGAGCGGGGUGCUGAGACACAAGCCCCCGCACACCUUCUGGGUCGAGUCCCAGCAGAAGAGGUACGUCCCGGCCCGCGGGGAGACGGUGGUGGGCGUGGUGGUGUCCCGGUCCGGGGACGUCUUCAAGGUGGACGUGGGGGGCAGCGAGCUGGCGUCCCUGUCCUACCUGGCCUUCGAGGGGGCCACCAAGAGGAACCGGCCCAACGUGCAGGUGGGGGACCUGGUCUUCGGCCAGUUCAUCGUGGCCAACAAGGACAUGGAGCCGGAGCUGGCCUGCGUGGACGGGGGGGGCCGGGCCAACGGCAUGGGCGUGUUCGGGGGGGGCGGCCUGCUCAUCAGGGUGUCCCUGGGCCUGGUCCGGAGGCUGCUGGCCCCCCACAGCCCGGUCCGGGCCGACCUGGAGCGGCUGUCCCCCUGCGAGCUGGUGGCCGGGGCCAACGGCCGGGUCUGGGUCCGGGCCGGUACCGCCCAGCAGACGCUGGUCACGGCCCGGCUGCUGCAGAGCUGCGACACCAUGACGGGGGCCCAGCGCCAGGAGCUGUUCCGGAGGGUGGGGGGGGCCCUGUAGGGCCCCGCUGGGGCCCCCCGGGGCCACGGACCAGACCAAGAGCUGUUCCGGAGGGUGGGGGGGGCCGGGGCCACGGACCAGACCAGGAGCUGUUCCGGAGGGUGGGGGGCCCCGGGGCCACGGACC